AUGUUUGCAGUACCAGGUUGGUCCGUCUCAGCGGACAAGCUGAAGUCGGAGAUCACAAACUCAGCUGCAAAUGGUGAUCCAUCCGCACCAAAGCCCAAGAAGCGCAAGAGACCUGGACGGACAAAUGAAAACGUCACGGCCGCCAACGUCGCUGACCUCUGGGAAAGAGUGAUAGAGCACAAGGAUGUGCCGAAGAAAUCGGCUGAAAAGAAGCCUAAGGACGAGAAGGAAAAGCAGGAAAAGCGUGAGAAGAAGCGCCAAAAGACCGAAUCUACUCAAGACACAAUUCCGAAGAAGGAUUCUGUGAAGUCACCUAAGCAGGUUAACUCGGCUAGCAAGUCAGAGCACAAGUCUGAAAAGAAGCAGAAGAGAGAAAAGAAGGACAAGAAGAAGAAGCACCAUGAUGAGAGCAAGUCCAAAGAGCAGCCAGACGCCCAAGCCACCUCACCGCAGGCUCAGCAACUCGUCCCAGCACCGAAGCCGGCACCGAAACUGACGCCUUUGCAAGCUUCUAUGCGCGAGAAGCUUGUGUCUGCUCGAUUCCGGCACUUGAACGAGACUUUGUACACCCGACCAUCCGCCGAGGCCUACCAGCUCUUCCAGGACUCGCCCGAGAUGUUCCAGGAGUACCACGAGGGCUUCCGCCGCCAGGUCGGCGUGUGGCCCGAGAAUCCCGUGGACGGCUACAUCGCCGACAUACGGCAGCGCGGGCGCGCGCGGUACCCUCCCAAGGACCAGCACCGGCGGCACCACGCUCCGCACCAGGCGGCGCGGGGCGGCGCGCAGCCCCUGCCACGGACGGACGGGACGUGCGUGAUCGCGGACCUGGGGUGCGGCGACGCGCGGCUGGCGUCGGAGCUGCAGGCCGACAAGCGCAAGCUGCGGCUCGAGGUGCUCAGCUACGACCUACACAGCCCGGCCGAGUUCGUCACCAAGGCGGACAUUGCCAACCUGCCGCUCGCCGACGGCGCGGUCGACCUGGCCAUUUUCUGCCUCGCGCUCAUGGGCACCAACUGGGUUGAUUUUGUCGAGGAGGCGUACCGCGUGCUGCGGUGGAAGGGCGAGCUGUGGAUCGCCGAGAUCAAGAGUCGCUUCGGCGCCGUGGGAGGUGGCAAGAAGGGCGGCGGUGGCCCGGGCAAGGUGGUUGAGCACAGCGUCGGGAACCGCAAGAAGGCCGCCGCGGCCGGGAAGAAGGGCAAAUCCAAGGAUGGUGACGACCCCGAAGCAAACGAGACGGAGCUCGCGGUUGAAGUUGACGGCGUCGAGGACAAGCGUCAGCAGACAGACGUGUCCGCCUUUCUCGAAGCUCUUCGGAAGCGGGGCUUUAUCCUACAAGGCGAGGCUGAGGAAGCGGUUGACCUUAGCAACAAGAUGUUUGUCAAAAUGCGCUUUGUCAAGGCACUAUCACCGGUCAAGGGCAAGGGGGUGGCGGCUGCUAAGGCGAGAGAAGCAGCGUUCGACGGGCAGAGGAAGAUGAAGAAAAAGUUCAUCGAAGAUGAAGCCGACGGAGAAGUCAACGAGGCAAAAAUCCUGAAGCCAUGCGUGUACAAGAUCCGUUAA
Phaeoacremonium minimum UCRPA7 is the source of this 1560-nucleotide messenger RNA. RefSeq names its product putative ribosomal rna-processing protein 8 protein. Bases 1 to 1560 code for a protein of 519 amino acids. The record is from RefSeq and is a predicted model, not a curated record. Gene Ontology annotation, cellular component: nucleolus. NCBI's taxonomy places the organism in Eukaryota, Fungi, Ascomycota, Sordariomycetes, Togniniales, Togniniaceae. The transcript has a single exon. Gene Ontology annotation, molecular function: rRNA (adenine) methyltransferase activity. Gene Ontology annotation, biological process: rRNA methylation; ribosomal large subunit biogenesis.